AUGGACACAAAUUCAAACAUCCAGCCAAGACUCUGUAUCUGGACAUGCCACAAAUGCCAUCGUCGCUACGCCCUGGGCUCCACGCAAAGAUGCAUCGACUGCGGUCACAGGAUCUGUUACUCGGAAAGGAACACCGUACAGUAUCCCUGCAGUGUUCAGUUCGAUUUCGACGGCUGGAGGGCAAUCUACAACGCGCGUCGUAGCGGAUUGCUCCAGCAGAGCUCCGCAUUCGAAGAAGAGCCCGUGAUCGCCGCGGAUGAAGAAGCAUCUAGGCAGCAGAAGAGCGAGCGGCUCGAGAAGAUGCUCAACGGCACAUACAGCUGCUUCACAGACUGCAGUCGCCCCAACGAGUGCUUCGCCACGAUGGCAUUGAGCGGAAUGGCCAGGCCUGCCAACCAGUCAUCGUCGUCAUCGUCAUCAGAGCCCGCAGGGGAAAGGGCUACGAAGACGCCGAAAAACGCUACGAAAAACACUACGAAAAACGCACGCCGUCGCUGCAGAAACUUUCAAAAGACGCCCUCCCCUUUGAGCCAAGAAUGGCGCAUUGAGGAUGUCUUGGAUGAGGAAGUAGAUGACGACGGAGUGAUUAUAGGCGGGGAGGAGACGGUCCAGGUGGUGGAGGGCAGGGAGGAGGAGAGAGUGUAA
This is a messenger RNA of Trichoderma gamsii, 645 nucleotides long. RefSeq lists its product as hypothetical. The transcript has a single exon. Lineage: Eukaryota; Fungi; Ascomycota; Sordariomycetes; Hypocreales; Hypocreaceae. The record is from RefSeq and is a predicted model, not a curated record. The coding region runs from base 1 to 645 and encodes 214 amino acids.